Messenger RNA from Enterospora canceri, 450 nucleotides. NCBI's taxonomy places the organism in Eukaryota, Fungi, Microsporidia, Enterocytozoonidae. The record is from the annotation of a GenBank genome assembly.
AUGGAAAAUGUCGAAUACCUGAUCGGCCCACUUGGAAUAUCACUGCUUCUUGGGAUGUCUGCCUAUGGAAGUUGUACUGGAAUGAGUCUCUGUGGCUGUUCGUCCACCCUGUACGCAGAUAGACCCAGAAUUGUCACAUACUCAUAUGUUGCAAUGAUAAUGAUAUCCACAGUCUUCUUCUACGCCUUCAUACUCGGAAUACUCGUAAUGAACAAGAUCACAGCAACUUACUCCCUAUCAACUGCCAUUUGGAACUUCAGUGCCUGUAGCCUCUUUGGCCUGGUUGGAUUUGUCUCAGGAAUUUCAAUGGGAAGAAUAUCCCAACUUGGAUUCAGGCGAAUUGUCCAGAAAAACGACUUCUUCAUGUCAUUUCUGGUGGCAUUGGCCACUGUUGAGGUGACACUGAUUCUUGCAUUUCUCUGCAGUCUCCUAAUGAUCUACAAUCACUGA